Molecule: messenger RNA, 1473 nt
Organism: Gryllus bimaculatus (two-spotted cricket)
Lineage: Eukaryota; Metazoa; Arthropoda; Insecta; Orthoptera; Gryllidae
Source: the annotation of a GenBank genome assembly
AGGUCGCGCGUUGGGCAGGUGCGCGCGGCGUUCCUGCGCACGCGCCAGCUGCCGGGCGGCGAGGCGACGCUGCGCGUGCGCGCGGCGCCGCAGUCGCUGUGCGCGCUGGCCGCCACCGACCGCGCCACCGCCGCCCUGGGCGCCUCCACGCUGCUGGACGAGCAGCGGGCCUUCGCCGCGCUCGCGCCCUUCCACAUCGAGCCCCACCACCUGCCCAAGCAGGCCGACGACGUCGACUACUGCGCGCGCAGCUUUGCCAAAAAUCUGUUACGAGACGAACCAACGACGACCGGCGUCGCCGUUCGAAAUGCUGCGAUAGCGGCGCCGCUGAGCGACCUGAAGCCCAGGGGCGGCGACGGCGGCCGCCAGCGACUCCGGAAGCCGGCCUUCUGGACUCCUGCGGCGACUGGCGGCGCUCGCGGAGGCGACGCAGAGCCGACGAACGCGACGUCGCUGGACGUGCGGCGGCGCGUGCCGGACUCGGUGACGCAGUGGGAGGCGCGCGUGGCGUGCGUGGCGCCGCGCCUGGGCCUGGGCGUGUCGCCGCCCGCGCACAUCACCGCCUUCCAGGCCUUCUUCCUCGACCUGGCGCUGCCCUACGCCGUCAAGCGAGGGGAGGUGCUUGUGCUCAAGGCCUCGCUCUUCAACUACCUGCCGCACAGCCUGCCGGUGCGCGUGUCGCUGGCGCCGACGCCGGGGCUGGAGCUGCUGUCCAACAGCUCGGAGGGCCUGGGCUGCGUGGAGGCCAACAGCAGCCUGGUGCUGAGCUUCCGCGUGCGCGCGCUCGACGUGGGGCUGCUCAACGUGACGGUGGUGGCCGAGGUGGAGCCGCUGCUGCCCGAGCGCUGCGGGCCCGACUUCGUGCUGGCGCAGAGGGACGCGCUGGUGAAGGCGCUGCUGGUGGUGGCCGAGGGCUUCCCGGUGCAGCGCGCGCACUCCGCCUACAUCUGCCCCGCAAAUUUCUCCGGCGACUCGAGCGUAGCGUGGCGGCUGCUGCUGCCGGCGGACGUGGUGGAGGACUCGGCGCGGGCGGACGUCAGCGUGGUGGGGGACCUGCUGGGCCCCACGCUGCAGAAUCUGGGGCAUUUGGUUCGCUUGCCGAUGGGGUGUGGCGAACAGAAUAUGAUUCUGUUUGUCCCCAAUCUCCACGUAAUUGGCUACCUCAACGCAACUGGGCGUUUAACCAUAGGCAUGCACACUGAAGCGCUGAAGAAUUUGCAGAAAGGCUACCAGCGGCAGCUCAACUACCGCCACGCGGACGGCUCCUACUCGGCGUUCGGUGAGCAGGACGGCGAGGGCUCGCUGUGGCUCACGGCUUUCGUGGUCCGCGCCUUCGCGCACGCGCGCCGCCACAUCUUCGUGGACGAGCGCGACCUGGCCGCCAGCGUGCAAUGGGUGCUGCGCCAGCAGCUGGAGAACGGCUGCUUCCCGCCCGUCGGACAGGUGUUCCACAAGGACAUUCGGGUGAGGCAA